Molecule: messenger RNA, 2357 nt
Organism: Sceloporus undulatus (fence lizard)
Lineage: Eukaryota; Metazoa; Chordata; Lepidosauria; Squamata; Phrynosomatidae
Gene: UAP1L1
Product: UDP-N-acetylglucosamine pyrophosphorylase 1 like 1
Exons: 9
Coding region: 347-1903 (518 amino acids)
Biological process (GO): UDP-N-acetylglucosamine biosynthetic process
Molecular function (GO): UDP-N-acetylglucosamine diphosphorylase activity
Source: RefSeq, a predicted model, not a curated record
UCUGCCCCAAGUGCAUGAAUGAUGUGAUCAUGGACAUGGAAACAAGCCUUGAAGCAUGACUCUCGGGGCGCCGGGAGGGCAACCAAAGGCCCCCCAAUGCUCUGGAGCCCUGGGUUCGCAUCCUGGCCUCAGCCUGGCUGCUGCCGAGAAAGGGAAGAGGCAGCUUCCCUCUUGGAGGGGGCUGCUGCUGCAGAUCCCAAAUCUCCUCCUCUUCCUCCCAAGGGCUUUUCCUUCCUGAGCCUUCGUCGGAAGAGGAGGACGCGUGUCUUCGGGGCCCGUCUGAAGGCAACCUUUGCCCUUCGGGGCCUGGCUCUCUCUGCCAAGAGGAGGAGGAGGAGGAGGAAGGAUGGAGGCGCUGGAAGAGGAAGAAGCGGCCCUGCUGUCCCAGCUCCGCGGCGCUGUGUCCGAGUGCGGCCAGGGCCACUUGCUGGACUUCUGGCCGGAGCUGGAGGGCCCUUCGCAGCGGAGGGCGCUGGCCGAGGCCCUGCGGGGGAUGCUCCUCCUGGAAAGCGGCCAGGCCCUCAGGGACCACUGCCGCAGGGCUAUGGAAGCCCAUCGGAGCCAAGGGGAAGGAGCCCCGCUGGAGCCCCGCAGGAUGGAGCCCCUGCCCGGCCAGUUCCUCGGAAGCGCCUCCAGGAGCCCCCCGGAAGAGCUGCGAGCCUGGCAGCAGGAAGGUCUCCGCCAGAUCUCCCAGAACAAAGUGGGGGUCCUCCUCCUGGCCGGCGGCCAAGGGACGCGCCUGGGGGUGCCCUACCCCAAAGGCAUGUACGACGUGGGGCUGCCCAGCUGCAAGACCCUCUACCAGAUCCAAGCUGAGAGGAUCCGCCGAGUGGAGCAGCUGGCCGGAGAGAGGUUUCAAACCCAGUGCACUGUCCCAUGGUACAUCAUGACGAGUGAGUUCACCUUGGGGCCGACAGAGAGGUUCUUCCAGGAACAUGGAUAUUUCCACCUGGACAAGACCAACGUCGUCAUGUUUGAGCAGCGGAUGCUGCCGGUCGUGGGCUUCGACGGGAAGGUCAUCCUGGAGGAGAAAGGGAAGGUGGCCAUGGCUCCAGAUGGCAACGGGGGUCUCUACCGGGCCCUGAUGGACCACAAGAUCCUGGAGGACAUGGAGCGGCGUGGCCUCCAGUACAUCCACGUCUACUGUGUGGACAACAUCCUUGUCAAAAUGGCCGAUCCCGUCUUCGUUGGAUUUUGCAUCUCCAAAGGGGCGGACUGCGGAGCAAAGGUGGUGGAGAAAGCCUACCCGACUGAGCCGGUUGGGGUGGUGUGUUGUGUGGACGGGGUGUACCAGGUUGUGGAGUACAGCGAGAUCCCCUUGGAAUUGGCCCAGAGGAGGAACCCAGACGGACGCUUGACUUACAGCGCUGGGAAUAUCUGCAACCACUUCUUCACUGUGGACUUCCUUCGGGCCGUGGGAGAGAAAUUUGAGCCGCAGCUGAAGCCCCACUUGGCCAUCAAGAAGGUCCCUUUCGUCGACAAAGAGGGAAAUUUGGUAAAGCCGCUCAAACCCAACGGGAUAAAGCUGGAGAAGUUUGUCUUUGAUGUGUUCCAGUUUUCUAAGAACUUUGUCGCCUUUGAGGUCCAGAGGGAAGAGGAGUUUUCCCCUCUUAAAAAUGCUGAUACGGCCGAAAAAGAUACGCCAACCACGGCUCGGCGGGCGCUGCUUUCCCAGCACUACCGCUGGGCCCUGAAGGCAGGGGCCGUAUUUGUCGAUAGCCGUGGAGAACGGAUACCCGAAAAGCAGAGUUUCAGGGAGGAUGAAGAACCACCCGCUGUGUGUGAGAUUUCGCCUCUCGUCUCUUACUUCGGAGAGGGUCUGGAAAAGUACUUGAAAUCCAAAGAGCUCCAGUCGCCUUUCCUUCUGGACGAAAUCAAAGCAGAAACAUUACAACAAGCUUGAAUGAAGGAUUUUUUUUGGGGGGGGGGACCCUACAUUUUGGAAGACGUCCUUUUUUAUUUGAACAAAAGACAAAAUAAUUUAGGAAAAUAAUCAAGAUAGGUGCUUGGACCAUGAAUGGAAGGAGUGGGCUGCAAUUUGCUCCUCUUCCUCCUCCAUUCCCCUCUUCUCCUUUUUCGUAUGUGAAAUUACAGCAUAGAUUUAUUGAACAGUCUUGUUUUGAGAGCCAUGCCCUGCGUCUCUCCAGGAAGCAUUCUUUGGCUCAUGUCAGAAAGAGUAUAUUGCUUUUGAAUUUUCUUUAUUAAAAAUGUUUAUCAUUUCAUAUCUUUCCCUUCCUCGGUCUCUCUUCCUUUUUCUCUUUCCCCAAAGUGCCUUUCAAUCAUACUGUAUACGCUCUGGGAAAAUGUCUGCAGUGUCUUUGUAAUCCCAACACAUUAAAGGGCUUUUUAAGUACAAA